AUGUGGCACUUUGUGGCAGAGAUGGGCCAGGACCAAACAAAGCAGCAGAUUGAGAAGGGUUUGAAGCUCUACCAGUCAAGUGAGACAGAGAAAGCUCUACAUGUGUGGAAGAAGGUACUGGAGAAGACCUCAGAUCCUGGGGGGAAGUUCAGAGCAUUAGGAUGUCUUAUAACAGCGCACUCAGAGAUGGGGAAAUACAAAGAGAUGCUGAGGUUUUCCCUGGCACAGAUAGACACAGCGAGAGAGAUGGAGGAUCCUGACUACUUGACCGAGGCAUACUUAAACCUCGCACGCAGCAACGAGAAGCUCUGUGAGUUCCAGCAAACAGUGUCCUAUUGUAAGACCUGCUUGAACAUGCAAGGUACAACCGUCAGUCUACAACUCAACGGCCAGGUGUGUCUGAGCAUGGGCAAUGCCUUCCUGGGCCUUAGCAUCUUCCAGAAAGCUCUGGAGAGCUACGAGAAGGCGCUGCGGUACGCGCAUAACAACGAUGACAAGAUGUUAGAAUGUCGAGUGUGCUGCAGUUUGGGCAACUUUUACAUACAUCUCAAGGAUUAUGAGAAAGCUCUGUUCUUCCCAUGCAAAGCAGCUGAGCUUGUGAAUGACUACGGUAAGGGGUGGAGCUUAAAGUACCGUGCUAUGAGCCAGUACCACAUGUCUGUGGCGUAUAGGAAGCUGGACCGGUUGCCCGAUGCCAUGGAAUGCUGUGAGGAGUCUAUGAAGAUUGCCUUGCAGCAUGGAGAUCGCCCUCUCCAGGCAAUGUGUCUGCUCAACUUUGCUGAUAUUCAUCGCUGCCGAAAAGACUUUGAAAAAGCAUUCCCUCGCUAUGAGUCCUCAAUGUGCAUAAUGACGGAGAUUGGGAAUCGUCUCGGACAAGCAUCCAUCUAUCUGGGAGUGGCAAAGUGUUGGCUUCUGCAAAAAGAACUGGACAAGGCCCUGGAUUGUUUACAGCGAUCUCAUGAACUUGCAGAAGCGGUCGGAAACAAGCUCUCCAUGCUGAGGGUAUACCGUCUGAGUGAGGGCAUCUACCGCACCAAGGAGAUGCAGCUGGAGCUCAGGGAGCAGGUGGUGAAGAUUCUAGAGUGUGUGGAGGAUCUGGAACUUUACUGCGGCAUGUGCGGAGAGUCCAUAGGAGAAAUGAACCAGCAGCUGCAGGCCCUGCCGUGCUCUCACAUUUUCCACCUCAAGUGCCUGCAGACAAACGGGACAAAGGGCUGCCCAAAAUGUCGCCGCUCCUCCAUGAAGCCUGGCUUUGUGUGA
Messenger RNA from Chanos chanos (milkfish), 1260 nucleotides. It is a transcript of the gene rapsn, whose product is annotated as receptor-associated protein of the synapse, 43kD. Gene Ontology annotation, cellular component: plasma membrane; neuromuscular junction. Lineage: Eukaryota; Metazoa; Chordata; Actinopteri; Gonorynchiformes; Chanidae. Gene Ontology annotation, molecular function: acetylcholine receptor binding; protein-membrane adaptor activity. The record is from RefSeq and is a predicted model, not a curated record. Gene Ontology annotation, biological process: positive regulation of neuromuscular synaptic transmission; synaptic transmission, cholinergic. The coding region runs from base 1 to 1260 and encodes 419 amino acids. The transcript is spliced from 8 exons.